Molecule: messenger RNA, 6146 nt
Organism: Urocitellus parryii (Arctic ground squirrel)
Lineage: Eukaryota; Metazoa; Chordata; Mammalia; Rodentia; Sciuridae
Source: RefSeq, a predicted model, not a curated record
ACUUGCUAUUGACUAAAUAAACUACAAACCUCGGGUCAUAGCCACAGCGAAUGACUUUCCAAGCACUUUUAGCUCAUCUUGAGCCACAGAUCGCAACGAACGAAAUAAACCAGAGCACCGUUCUGCCAGCCAAGGACCCUUGUCAUCCAUUAGAGCCGUAAUCAAGAGAUUACUCAUGAAUAGUACAUGGCACAAUGCCCCGUGGAAGAGCUUCUCGGACUUCUAUUCAGAGUGAACUUCAUCGAGAUAGGAGGCGCCCAGAGAUCACCAUUGUGGCAGCUGAGCCUCUGAGGCCAGCCUCGUGGUUUCCAGGAGCCCCACCUCCAGGACUGGGAUUUCCUCCAACUCCUGCCCCCGGCCCGUGGAGGCCGAAUGAGCUGGUUUCUGCUGAGCUCCCACCUUCUUAUGAACAAGUCAUAAAAGAAAUCAACCAAGUUCAAGUUAACACUACAAAUAAUAAUAAUGCUGCUGCCACUCCAAGGCACACUAUCACUUCUGCAACUCAGACUGACUUUUCAGAAGACAUAGACAACAAUCUGCCUCAAACACUGCCGGAGCCUCUCAAGCCUCUUCAGCCUUCCCCAGCAGCCUCACCCGGCGGUGUCCCCACCAAUGUGGCUCCUUUAAUAGUCUUUGAUGUUUCUGAAGAAGCAAGUUGUCCAGAAAACCCCAGUGCUCCAAGAUGUCCAGUGCCAAAACCAAGAUCGAAAAGCAACCUCAGACCAGUAGCUAAAACUGCCCAGAAAAUCAGCCCAGUGGUCCCAGAAGAGGAGCCAUCCCCAGGCUGGCCCCAGUGUCUGUUGGACAACACCAGCGACUUAGAGAGUCUGCCAAGGAUGGACACGAUGAACGCAGAGCAAAGCCAAAAUAGCAUUGUUUCAAGGAUCAAAGCAUUUGAGGGUCAGACAAACGCAGAAACCCCGGGACUGCCCAAGAAACCAGAGAUCAUCCCCCGCACACUGCCCCCAAAGCCUGCCAUUUCCUCAGGGAAACCUUCUGUGGCUCCCAAACCAGCGGCUAACAGAGCUUCUGGAGAAUGGGAUGCUUGGGCUGAAAACAGGCUCAAGGUGACCUCCAGGGAAGGGCUCGCCCCAUUCUCUUCACCACCAGAACCAGGCAGUGUGCCAGUAACCAAACCCGAAUUGCCAAAGAAACCAACUCCUGGCCUUACCCGAAGUGCUAACCACGAGAUUCCGGGAGGAGGGCCCGUGGCCGACAGCCCUGAUGCUGGGAAGAAAGUCCCCACUCCUGCCCCUCGGCCCUUGCCCCCGAAGAAAUCGGUUUCCUCAGAAAACCCCAGCUGCCCUCCGGCUCCCCCGAAACCAGCCCCUGUUCCUCCCCGGCUCUCAGUGGCAUCACAAGCCAAAGCAUUCAGGUCACUGGGAGAAGGGCCCGCGGCCAACCCCCCUGUUCCAGCUCUGCAAAGCAAGUCCCUGGGGGACAUUGAUCUCAUCAGCUUUGAUGAUGAUGUUUUGCCCACCUCCCCUGGGAGCCCAGCUGAAGAAUCCCUCAGUUCAGAGCUGCUUCUAGAUCCCUUUCAGCUCCCCACAAAAACUGAACCAACAAAAGAAAGAGCAAUUCAACCAGCAGCCGCCAGGAAGCCCACUGUAAUUCGAAUUCCAGCCAAACCAGGAAAAUGUUUACAUGAGGAUCCGCAAAGCCCACCUCCACUCCCAGCUGAAAAACCUAUUGGAAACACCUACAGCACAGUACCUGGAAAACCCAGUAAUGCUGACAGAUCUAAAAACUUGGAAUCCAACCAAGCUGGUGAGACCGGAGGUUUUGUGCGAGGACCCCCAAGGUUGCCACCAAGACCCGUUAAUGGAAAACCUACUCCAGCUAGACGGCCUCCUCCCAAAGGAGCCCCCGAGAGGCCACCUCCCCCAAAACUUCCUGCAACCCGAACAUCAAAUAAAAAACUGCCUUUUAGUCGGUCCUCUUCUGACAUGGAUCUUCAGAAAAAACAAAGUCCCUUGGCAUCUGGGCUCUCAAAAGCCAAGAGUCAUAUCUUUAAAAGUCAAGAUCCGGUGCUACCCCCUCGUCCCAAACCAGGACAUCCUCUGUACAGAAAAUACAUGCUGUCUGUGCCUCAUGGAAUUGCCAAUGAAGACAUUGUCCCACAAAACCCUGGAGAACUCUCUCGGAAGGAUCCAAGUCCUGCUCAGAAACCUGUGGACAGUAGUGCUCCUCACGCUGUCGUUCUUCAUGAUUUUGCAGCAGAGCAAGAUGACGAUUUGAAUCUCACAUCUGGAGAAAUUGUUUAUCUUCUUGAAAAAAUAGACACAGAUUGGUACAGAGGGAAAUGCAGAAGCCAGACUGGCGUGUUUCCUGCCAACUAUGUCAAAGUAAUCGUUGAUAUUCCAGAAGGAGAAAAUGGGAAAAGAGAAUCAGUUUCAUCUCAUUGUGUUAAAAAUACAAGAUGUGUUGCUCGGUUUGAAUAUAUUGGAGACCAGAAGGAUGAGUUAAGUUUCUCAGAGGGAGAAAUGAUUAUUCUUAAAGAGUACAUGAAUGAGGAAUGGGCAAGAGGAGAGCUUCAAGACAGAACUGGGRUCUUCCCCCUUAACUUCGUGGAACUUGUUGAGGAUUAUUCCACCUCUGGUGCAAAUGUUUUAAGAACAAAGAUACCACCAAAGACCAAAAAAGAAGAUUCUGGCUCACAYUCUCAGGACAACAGCCUUUCUGGAGAAUGGUGCAGAGCYCUCCACAGUUUCACAGCAGAAACCAGUGAAGACUUAUCCUUCAAGAGGGGAGACCGGAUCCUGAUCCUCGAGCGUCUGGACUCCGACUGGUAUCGGGGCAGACUGCACGACAGAGAGGGGAUCUUCCCAGCAGUUUUUGUGCAGCCCUGUCCAGCUGAGGCAAAAAGUAUGUCUGCCAUAUCACUGAAGGGGAGGAAGGCCAAAGCCUUGUAUGAUUUCCAGGGGGAGAAUGAAGAYGAGCUCUCCUUCAAGGCUGGGGAUAUAAUAACAGRGCUGGAAUCUGUAGAUGACGACUGGAUGAGUGGAGAACUAAUGGGAAAAUCUGGAAUAUUUCCCAAAAACUACRUUCACAUUCUACAAGUCAGCUAAAGGUGAAGCUCCACUGUUCCCUGGCACGAAAACUCGCUUGAACUAUCAUUUUGACUAUCAGAUGUUUUUGCACUAUUUUUUUAAGCAGAAAGAGAAAUACCUGAGGUGUACACGAUACACUAGAAUUUUCUGAAAGCAGAAAACUUCUAGGUUUUGUAGCUAGCUUUCCUUCACAGUGGGAGUGUGCACAUGGGCUAGGAAGACACCUGGAGGGAUUAGCAAGGCAGAUACACAUGUCCYCCCCCUCCCCCAGGGAGAGUGUCAGGUGACACAGCCGCAUGGAGUGGCUGCAAACCCAAGUUGCACUUGGAGGUGUGUUUUAAUCAGCACAAAUKAAUUAACCAUGCUUCUUCAUUUUUACUUUAGUUUAAAAAGAGGACGUUUGACAUUCUACAUGCUGUAACUAUCAGGACAUGGUUGGUAAUCUCAAUUUCAUUUUUGAUAUUCAAAUUAUUUCUAACAGCCUGAGCACAUUAGCCUUAGUACCAGGGCAGAGAGAGAGAGAGUUUAUUAACUAGUUGGAGCAUUUCUAAGCACAUGGCAAAGUCAGCUCACACUCAGCAAAUACUCCUAUGUUACUGCUUCCUCUUGGUCCAAGGAGCUGAAGGGGGUCAAAAUUUSAUGUAUCUUAGUCAAAAAAGCCCAAACCAUCCCCAAGAUGCCUUGCUAAUGCAGCUGACUCUUCCACACACAUGCCAUGGUUUUUCUUUGCUCAGUCUAUGCUUUAUGUUAACAGGGUUAUUAUAAAAGCACAUUCUCUGAAUCUGCAAUCAUUCCUUUGACAAUUACUGGUACCCAAAGGAAAAUUCAUUUUCUUUGCAUUACCCCAGUAAUAUAUAAAAGCUGUGUCUUGUUAUGGUAGGACAUUAUGAAUCACAUAGAGCAUCUUUGAAUGCAGAGCAACUGUUAAGAUGAAAAACAGUGCCAAGCCCCCACCACUCAUUUAUUCGAAAUAUAAUCAGAAUGAAAAAUAAUUUAAGAGGACUGAAGGCUGGUACUCUCCACCAGCCACGCCCCCGCCAGCUCUUCUCAGCACAAUUAUUAGAGUAAAUAAGAAAACCACUUUCCUUUCAUCCAUUGUUAUACAUUGCAAAGCUUAAGAUAAAAGUGGUUCUUCACAUGACUGAAUCAGUUACAGCUGAUGGGCUAAAGCCAAAUAGGUUGAAGACAAUCUUCCAAACACAUCAGUAGAAUAGAAUUUCUUGAAAAUGUAAAACACUUUCCCAACAAUGUUCAUGACUUUCUUCUGUUUUUGAGAAUUUUAUAUGCUGGAUCACUUUUGAGCCUCUGUCGUUUUCUCCCAUUGCCUAAAAGCUGGUCAGCCAGUGAUUGCACUUGACCUGAAUGCCACGUGGAGUCUGGAAGGAAGUAAUAUUUACUUUGUCUUUGAGUGAAGUUCACCUCCAAGGUUUAUGGUUACAUUUGAUUUUGGAGUAUGGGAGCUGUGUUUUCUAUGUUUGGGGUGAGGAAGAGAGUAUAAAGAGAAUUCUUGUCCAAUUUCACUCAAAGGUCAUUUAAUGAGAAAGGGAUGACUUUUAAACCAUUAUCCAAACUAAAAUUCUCAUUGGCAGCAAGCUGUACAACAGCAGGAAGGGGGCAGGACUAGGGAACGGGACAUGAGGUUUCCUCUUUGCCUGUGUAAUUUUAACAUAUUGAAGAUUCUGAAAACUUAUCUCUUUUGGAGAAAAAUAUCCCCCUUAAUGUUGGCCUUCUGUAAGCAGAAUGAUAAGUGCAAUAGUUGUAAAUCUACUUGACACUAUAAUAAACCGAACUGAACUUUUCCAAGCCCCUUUCUUAGACUAGACUGAAUUUUUGAGAUUGGAAAUGGCAUCUUCUUAUCUUCAUAUCUCAAAUCCCUUGGACCAUAUAGGUUGGUUGCUUGGUUGGUUGGAUAGAUGGAUGGGUGGGUGGGUGAAUUUCACCUAUAGCAAUUCUAUCUUAGAUCUACACACUAUCUUUUCUCUUUAAUUCAUUGGCAAAAAUCUAUAUUUAAACAAAAUUCAGUUAUGUUUGAUUUGCCUCUAUUAUGUUCUGGUUUUUGCUUGCCAUUUAUUUCCCACUGAGCAGAUAGAAAGCAAAAAUGUUACCAGUGGGUUUUCAUAGAUAAUUUCUUAUCCUGAAUAUUGAUUGAAUUCAAGGUGAGACUCAACCAUGUUUAAGUAGAAACAUAUUUAUGCCCAGUUAGUUUUAUAGGGAAGAAAUAGGAAUACAUUUUGUUUCCUUUCAAGAAUGUUAAGUGGAAACUUGAUAUUGUUCAUCUAAGCCUGCUCAAAUCCUGAGUCUCUGAAUCCUUUCUCAUUGUUAGGUUAAAACUGAAGAAGCCACAUUAUGUAUUAGCCUUUGAACACUAAAAGACAACAUAUUUCUUUAAAAGGCACCCUUGUUUUCGUGGCUGGAAAUCAAUCCCAGGCCUGGAAAUUAAUCUGUAACAUUCAGAAUGAAAGAAGUCAGUUUAUUUAUAAAACUUGAUUAUUACAUCUAGUAUUUGAAAAGAUUUUUUCUAUAAGGUUAUAAAUCAAUGCUCUUAACAAUCACCAUUUAAAUUUUAUUCAUUUUCUUAAGGUUAGAUAAAUAUACCCAGAGAAAAUACUGAUGGGUAUAUGGGCUAAUAAUAAGGGAAUAUGUUCACUUUGAUAUGAUCAUUAAUGGUUAUAAUUAAUGUCAAAUACACACAGGCCACACGACUCAUGAUACAAUGCCAUUUUGAAUGCCACUGAGUGAAUUCUUAAGCAGUGAAGUUUUAUAGAACUAAUGAGAAAUCAUUUUCUAGCCUAUGUCUUUUUACUUCACUGUAAAUAUGAAAGGAAAAAAAUCCAGAGCCUCACUCAGAACAAUACCACCAUCUAGGGGCCACUCCCUUAAUUGCAAAUUCUUCCUGUUAAACUGCCAAGGGGUCUUUGGAGAGCUGAGCUCAGCCUGCACUGUUAUAAAUGCUUCAAAGAAAUGCUUUGCAUCUCAUAGAUGCUUAAUAAAUGUUGCCUAGAUACAUGAAUGGAUGACAGAAUAUAAAAUUGAUAGGAGGUUAAAGAAAGGAAAAGAGGCCAUGUGUAGUGGCACACGCCUAUAAUUCCCGUGCCU